AUGCAUUUUGAUGACAAAAUCGAUGAAGAAACAGGAACACCAGAAAUGAUAGUGGACUAUAAUAAGACGAAAGGAGGAGUGGACUUGGUUGAUAAGCUAAGUGCAACAUUCAAGUGUGCGAGGCCAACAAGGCGUUGGUCCAUGGUGGUUUUUUACAGUAUGAUGAACAUCUCUGGUAUCAAUUCUUUCAUAAUUUAUACUGCAAAUAACCCAGAUAAGAAAACAGUGCCCAAAUACUUUUUACUUCGGCUUGAGUUGGAUUCAGUCUCUGAUCAACUGAAACUACGUGCUGCGUCAGAUUACAUACCUAGAACUCUGAGAGGCCGCAUUUCGGAAGUAUGUGGUCUCAGUCAAGAGCCAACUCAAGAUGAGGAAAGAGUCCAAGUAACCGGCCGUUGU
Messenger RNA from Leptinotarsa decemlineata (Colorado potato beetle), 399 nucleotides. RefSeq lists its product as uncharacterized. NCBI's taxonomy places the organism in Eukaryota, Metazoa, Arthropoda, Insecta, Coleoptera, Chrysomelidae. The record is from RefSeq and is a predicted model, not a curated record.